Messenger RNA from Cariama cristata (Red-legged seriema), 408 nucleotides. Its product is annotated as histone H5. Gene Ontology annotation, cellular component: nucleosome. The record is from RefSeq and is a predicted model, not a curated record. The annotation marks the transcript as partial. NCBI's taxonomy places the organism in Eukaryota, Metazoa, Chordata, Aves, Cariamiformes, Cariamidae. Gene Ontology annotation, molecular function: structural constituent of chromatin; DNA binding. Gene Ontology annotation, biological process: nucleosome assembly. The transcript has a single exon.
AGCCACUACAAGGUGGGCCAGCACGCCGACACCCAGAUCAAGCUCUCCAUUCGGCGCCUGCUCGCCACCGGCGUCCUCAAGCAGGCCAAAGGGGUCGGCGCCUCCGGCUCUUUCCGCCUGGGCAAGGCUGACAAGGCGAAGAAGUCCUCGGCCAUGAAGAGGAAGAAGGCGGCCAGGAAAUCCAUGUCGCCCCGGAAAGCAGCUAGACCUAAGAAAGCCAAGUCACCAGCAAAGAAGCCCAAAUCUGCUGCCGGGAAAGCCAGGAAGAAGGCAAGGGCCAGGCCGAAGAAAGCCAAGAAGCCAAAGACUGUUAAGGCCAAGUCACUGAAGGCGUCCAAGCCCAAGGCAGCAAAGCGGUCGAAACCCAAAGCCAAGUCCCGCGCCCGGAAAUCACCCCAGAAGAACUGA